GAUACACUGUAUGUAUUUGGCAUAAAUUGAUUUUACAUGUAUCCUGAAGAAAAAAGUAUAAAGAAAAUGUUGCAUUCUCAUAUUUAUAGUUUUCAAGCGGACUAUUUAAUAUAUAAAGAAUAUUUAUAUAUUCUCUUGUAUUAUCUCAUCAAGAAAUGAUCAUUGACAAUUUAGCUGACAACUGCAGAGAAGCAAUUCACAAAAAAUAAUAUGCAAAAGUGUUGCUGAUAAAAUGUGCUAUUACUUGCUUCAAUGCUGUUUUCUCCGCCUUUAUUUACAAAGAUGUCGUCGUGUUAUAUCAAGAAUUAAAUUAGGAUAUAUUCUCCUUUUUUUUGGUAUAAUAGCAGUGUUAGAAUUUUUUGGAGCAUUUGUACAUCUAUUUGAAGUCACAUACGAUGAAAACUUUGUAUAUCCAUACGAAGGCAAUGUACAUGAGUUUGUUAAUGCAUUGCGACGUAAUGAAAAACCAGAAGUUGAGCCUAUAAAUGAAUACAAAUAUGCUUUAGUGCUAAAACAGCCACAAAAAUGUAAAGAAGAUGUGGAUCAUACACUUCGUCUUGUAUAUAUAGUAAAGUCUGCUAUAGAAAACUUUGAUAGAAGAACUGCUAUACGUAAUUCAUGGGGAAUAGAAAAAAGAUUCUUUGAUGUGCCAGCGAGAACUAUUUUCAUAGUAGGUAUGCAUCCAGAUGAUAAAAAAAUAGAAGCUAAAUUAAAGCUAGAAGCGACAAUCUAUAAAGAUAUUGUACAAGCAGAUUUCAUAGAUUCUUACUAUAAUAAUACCAUAAAAACAAUGAUGAGUUUUAAAUGGUUAGUAAAAUAUUGUCCCAAUUCAAAAUUUUAUAUGUUUGUCGAUGAUGAUAUGUAUGUGUCAGUGAAAAAUGUAGCAACAUUUAUCAGGAAUCCAACUAAUUAUCCACUUUACUUAAUGGAAUCUAGGAAAGUAUAUAGUGCACACAAAAGAGAAAUCAAAGAAUCAGAUCUGAUGGAUUAUAAAGCUCUUAGUAAUUUCAGCAAUGAAAAUGCAACAUUUAAUUUAAAAAUCAAUGAAAUGCCUUUUAAAAGUUUUAUUUAUGAAUCGAUAAAAAAUAAUAGUCAGAAAAAUAAUGUAUAUAAGAAACAAAAUAGACGAAUUAAUGAAAAUUUUAAAACAGGAAACAAACAAUUGUUUAACCUAAAUACAUCUGUGUCAAAUAGAACAAAGCGACAGCUUUUCGAUUUCGAACUACCAGAUGAUAUUAGGCUAUUUGCAGGAUUUGUAUUUAUGCGAUCUGCACCACAUCGACAUAAAUUCUCUAAAUGGUAUGUUUCAUUGAAAGAAUAUCCAUACCAUUUAUGGCCGCCAUACGUCACAGCUGGUGCAUAUAUUCUCUCUAGGGAAGCUCUUUUAGAUUUAUAUUAUACUAGUUUUUACACUAAACAUUUUAGGUUUGAUGAUAUCUUUCUAGGUUUAAUAGCUAAAAAAGCCGAUAUAUUACCAUUUCAUUGUGAAGAGUUUCACUUUUAUAAAAAAGCUUAUACAAAAUAUAGUUACAAAUAUGUUAUAACAUCUCAUGGAUAUGGAGAUCCAAAUGAACUUUUACAAGUAUGGAAUGAGCAAAAAGCUCUUGGAAAUGCUUGAAAAAAUUUAUAGAUAUCAAAGCAAAAAAUUUCAUAUAGUAUAUUCUUUCAUAUAGUUAUGAUUUUAUCCUGAAAAUAAAACUAUGUUAAACAAUAGUUUUUUCUGUAUAAAAAUAUCUUGAUAUAAUUAUUCAUAUACUUAGCAAGCAGGUAGAAUAUAUAAAAUACUAGUCGUAUAAAAAUAUUCAGUUUAUUGUACAAAAUAUUCCAUAAUUUUAUUUGUAAAAUAGAAUUUAUGCUACAUAAUCAGUCUUUAUAUACAUAUAUAUAUAUAUAGAUAUCCUGUAAUAAAAAAUUAAAAUUAUAAUAUUACACAUUUAUGCAAGGCUUUACAUUAAACAAUACUGCCAAAAUGUAAUAGUACUUAUAAUCGUAAUUAUAUUAUAAUAAAUUA
Molecule: messenger RNA, 2011 nt
Organism: Cataglyphis hispanica
Lineage: Eukaryota; Metazoa; Arthropoda; Insecta; Hymenoptera; Formicidae
Gene: brn
Product: beta-1,3-galactosyltransferase brn
Exons: 2
Coding region: 233-1618 (461 amino acids)
Cellular component (GO): membrane
Molecular function (GO): hexosyltransferase activity; UDP-glycosyltransferase activity
Source: RefSeq, a predicted model, not a curated record